Molecule: messenger RNA, 11120 nt
Organism: Malaya genurostris
Lineage: Eukaryota; Metazoa; Arthropoda; Insecta; Diptera; Culicidae
Gene: Sdb
Product: titin
Exons: 5
Coding region: 536-10849 (3437 amino acids)
Biological process (GO): microtubule anchoring
Cellular component (GO): centriole; cytoskeleton; ciliary basal body
Molecular function (GO): microtubule binding
Source: RefSeq, a predicted model, not a curated record
GCAUGUUUGCGCUGGCGCUGGGUCAAUCACUUCGGUUACAUGCCGCUGCUACUCACUAGUUUAGCUGGGGCGGUUGAUAUAUCUGGACGUAGGUGUACGAUACCCACUCGUUUGGAUGCAAUCUCUCUCAGUUCUCUCAACGUCGAUUGAAAAGACCUUCGCGGGACACUCGUCGUUUGCGACGAUAUUUAAUUGAAAGAAUUUUGAAAACCCCGCUUAGUUACGUCGAAAUCGUGAAACAGUGAACAAGUGAUCUCUCUCCGGAACUGCCCUGAUAAAUCGCGCAGCUAGUAGUGCACUGAAUAGAAGAAAAAAAGGUUUACCUUACAAGCGGAUUACCUCAUCGCGGUUCAAGCAAACGUGGGUGGAAAGGUUGCAAGAAGUGGAAGUAGCAAAUCUAGUAUAUCUAUAAUGCAUGAAGUGGCUUCCAUAUAGCACGAAAUAGUAUGUGAUAACUAAUAGUUCAUAUUAAAGUGAUCAAUUGAAGAAUAUUAUUUGUGAUCGUAUUGAAUAUAUUAGCACAAGUUUUUUGAAGAUGGGUUUAAACAAACGAGACAAGCAAGCCAAGUUAAAAAGUCAAAGUUUAAUUGACGCGGAGAAGUCAUCAACGAAUAUUUCAAAUGUGACAAUGGCAUCCGAUAUUCUACAGCAGAGCUCAUCACUGCAUACUGAAAGUACCACAAGUAAAAUGCAUUCGUCUGCUACCUCUAGUUCCUCCAGUAAAUCUACAGUGGAAACAAUAGUAGAGGGUAGUCAGGCCAAUUCUCUGAAGUUCAAGGAAAAAUCAAGCAGUGUUGACAAAACGGAGAAAAAGAGUGAACAAUUAAGUGAAGCUAAACACACCGCUCAAAUCGACUCGAAGCAGAUUGAUAAUAUAAUUCAGGAAAUUAAAUACAUUGCCAGUGACACGGUUGACUCAACAAAACGAAUUUCAACCGUCCAACAACAUAGUGACAGUGCCAAGAGUGACAAAGAACUUCGCGCGGCCUUGACCAAUUUCGAUGAAGUAGCUAAAGCAGCGAUAUCGGACAUACAAGAUUCCAUAAAAAGUAAAACCAGUGAGACCGUUUCGUAUGGUUCAAGUGUCGAAAAGAAUAUAAAAAGUAGCCAGUCGGAACGUGACAAUGUCACAAGUUCCUCCGCUGCAAGCAGCAGUGCUAUCGAGCAGUUGUCGAAAACGAAUAUACUAAGUAGUGAAACAAAUAAAAGUGAAUUGAGUUCUUCGUAUGCCCAUCAUUCCAGCCAUCAGUCAUAUAAGACAUCUUCCCAAUCGUCGAAGACUUCUACAUUCCAUGCCGAUAAUUCCGAUGCCAAUAUGUUAAAGUUAAAUGUGCAAUCUAAAGAUUCGGCAUUAACACAUGAACGUCGCUUACAGAAUUUAAAUGAUUCUGUAGUCCAGUUAACUGCGAUACACCCUAAUAGUUCCGAGAAGGGUAAUUUCUCCGACCGUCAGAGUUACUCUAUUUCAGAGAAAGUAGCUCCGACAACCGAAGUAACUUAUGACUCGAUGGGAAAUAAAAUAACUAGUACGAAAUCGUCCGACAAAUCUGCACGAGGAUUCAUCUCGUCAUCUUUCCAUUCUAACGGUGGUGAAGUGAUGAGCUCAUCCAUGGAGCAAAUUGACCGUAGUAGCAAUCUUCGAGACAAAAGCUCAUCUUCGUACGUAUCGUCUUCGGUUGAACAGAAAAGUUCUUCGACCAAUGAAAGUAAGACAGCAACAAAAAGUGCCAUAAUCGAUUCCACAACACUGGAGAACUUGAAGUUACAAGAAUCGAAGUCACAAGCAAACAUGUUGUCCAAGAAUGCCUCUGCACAUACUAUAGCAAGUCUUUCGUCGGCACAUGACUCACUGACUAACACAAUUCAAAGUACUGAACUGGUCACCGAAUCCAGCCAAGAUGUAGUUUCUAGGAAUCAACACGAAGAAAGUAUGAAAAUAUAUGAAAGCUCAUCGCACUUUUCACAAGUAGAUGAAAGUGAAAAAUCGCGUAAAAAAGUUACCGAUUAUUAUGAACAACGAGAAUCUAACGCAUCUAUAUUGAAACGUAAGAUCUACGACGAAAAGGUGAAACGACUCAAUCUGAUCGAUGAAAAAGUCGUUCCCAAGGAUGUGGUUAUACAGGGCAUUGAGGAUGACGUAACGAAUGUCACGAAAACAUCUUUCGAGGCAAAACUGUUUAAUCCGAAAUCGAAACGUUGGGAACUGGUUGAUCAGAAAACAAUACUGGAAAGAGAUGUAACCGUUUCUAUUCCGGAAGAAAUCGUUCACGAGUUAGAAGUGGAACGUCCCGAAUUAACAAACAUUACAACGACGAUCCAGCUAACAAAGGUAUAUGACGCAAAAACUAAACAGUGGAAAACAGUAGAUCAGAAAAAGCACACAGAUGUGUUAGAAAAAAUCAACUAUCUCGAGGAGAGUAGCGGACGGACAGCAUUAGACGAAUCAGAAAGAGUGAAAAAAUAUAAGUCUGUUGAUACAGUUGACAAAGUCAUUGUUAAAGAUAUAAGCGAUCAAAAAAGUUUGACCAAAGUUAGAAAUCUAAAAGAUGCAACAAUUAACGAACAGUGCAUCUGUGAGAUCUGUACCUGUGGUCGUCACAAUUGCUUCAACUGUGGUAGCGGAACAGAGCAAAAAGUUAGUACAUCUGCAAAAUUUGCUACUGUGAGCAACACUAAUAAUUUUUAUCAUCAAGAAUCUUCAGAGUUGAAUGAGCAGAGCACCUUUGUUCGACGACAAACUUGGACAAAGGAAGAUGCUGAUGAUUAUUUGAAUCGUGUUGAAUCAACUUCCAUAGAACGCAGCAAUACAGAACAAAAUGUCACUAAUCGUAGAUUAACGUGGACUAAAGAAGAUUUUGAAAGUGUAGACAUUACUAAGCUUAAAGAAACUACCCAAAUUGAAAGGCAAAAACCAAUACGAUAUGAUGACAAUCUUCGUCCAGAGGGUGAUUUCUAUCGAGAAGAGAAGCCCAAAUACCAACCAACAGAAAGGCCAAAACAAAUACGGCCGGAAGACAAUCUAAAACCAGAAGGUUUGUUUGAACCGCCUGAAAAACCUAGCUAUCAACCAGGAGAGCGGCAAAAACCGAUUCGACAUGAUGACAACUUACGUCCAGAAGGAGAUUUUGAUCGUCCAGAGAAGACGAAAUUUCAACCAGCCGAGCGUCCAAAACAGAUUCGUCCCAAAGAUAAUUUGAAACCGGAAGGUUCAUUUGAAACUCCAGAGAAACCAAAAUAUCAACCGGGUGAUAGACAGAAACCGAUUCGACAUGAUGACAACUUACGUCCAGAGGGUGAUUUUGAUCGUCCAGAGAAGUUGCAAUUCCGACCAGCCGAACGGCCAAAACAGAUUCGUCCCGAAGAUAAUUUGAGACCAGAAGGUUCGUUUGAGUCACCAGAAAAACCAAAAUAUCAACCAGGUGAGAGACAGAAACCGAUUCGACAUGAUGACAAUUUACGUCCAGAAGGAGACUUCGAUCGUCCAGAGAAGACCCAAUUUCGACCUGCCGAGCGUCCAAAGCAGGUUCGCCCUGAGGAUAAUUUGAGACCAGAAGGAUCGUUUGAAACUCCAGAGAAACCGAGAUAUCAACCAGGUGAUAGACAGAAACCGAUUCGACAUGAUGAUAAUUUACGUCCAGAAGGAGACUUUGACCGUCCAGAGAAGACCCAAUUUCGACCUGCCGAGCGUCCAAAGCAGGUUCGCCCUGAGGAUAAUUUGAGACCAGAAGGAUCGUUUGAGUCACCAGAAAAACCAAAAUAUACACCUGGAGAGAGACAGAAACCUAUACGACAUGAUGACAAUUUGCGGCCAGAAGGUGAUUUCGAGCGUCCAGAGAAGACUCAUUUCCGACCUGCCGAGCGUCCAAAGCAGAUUCGUCCCGAAGAUAAUUUGAAACCGGAAGGUUCAUUUGAAACUCCAGAGAAACCAAAAUAUCAUCCUGGUGAGAGACAGAAACCGAUUCGACAUGAUGAUAAUUUACGUCCAGAAGGAGACUUUGAUCGUCCUGAGAAAACCCAAUUUCGACCUGCCGAGCGUCCAAAGCAGGUUCGCCCUGAGGAUAAUUUGAGACCAGAAGGAUCGUUUGAAACUCCAGAGAAACCGAAAUAUCAACCAGGUGAUAGACAAAAACCGAUUCGACAUGAUGACAAUUUACGUCCAGAAGGAGACUUUGAUCGUCCAGAGAAGACCCAAUUUCGACCAGCCGAGCGUCCAAAGCAGAUUCGCCCCGAAGAUAAUUUGAGACCGGAAGGUUCAUUUGAAACUCCAGAGAAACCAAAAUAUCAUCCCGGCGAGAGACAGAAGCCGAUUCGACAUGAUGACAAUUUACGUCCAGAAGGAGAUUUUGAUCGUCCAGAGAAGACCCAAUUUCGACCUGCCGAGCGUCCAAAGCAGGUUCGCCCUGAGGAUAAUUUGAGACCAGAAGGUUCGUUUGAGUCACCAGAAAAACCAAAAUAUCAACCAGGUGAGAGACAGAAACCGAUUCGACAUGAUGACAAUUUACGUCCAGAAGGAGACUUUGAUCGUCCUGAGAAGACCCAAUUUCGACCAGCCGAGCGUCCAAAGCAAGUUCGCCCUGAGGAUAAUUUGCGACCAGAAGGAUCGUUUGAAACUCCAGAGAAACCGAAAUAUCAUCCCGGUGAGAGACCGAAGGCGAUUCGACAUGAUGACAAUUUACGGCCAGAAGGUGAUUUUGAGCGUCCAGAGAAGACCCAAUUUCGACCAGCCGAGCGUCCAAAGCAGGUUCGCCCUGAGGAUAAUUUGAGACCGGAAGGUUCAUUUGAAACUCCAGAGAAACCAAAAUAUCAUCCAGGUGAGAGACCGAAGGCGAUUCGACAUGAUGACAAUUUACGUCCAGAAGAAGACUUUGAUCGUCCUGAGAAGACCCAAUUUCGACCAGCCGAGCGUCCAAAGCAGGUUCGCCCUGAGGAUAAUUUGAGACCAGAAGGAUCGUUUGAAUCUCCAGAGAAGCCGAAAUAUCAACCAGGUGAUAGACAAAAACCGAUUCGACAUGAUGACAAUUUACGUCCAGAAGGAGACUUUGAUCGUCCUGAGAAGACCCAAUUUCGACCAGCCGAGCGUCCAAAGCAGGUUCGCCCUGUGGAUAAUUUGAGACCAGAAGGUUCGUUUGAUUCACCAGAAAAACCAAAAUAUCAACCAGGUGAGAGACAGAAACCGAUUCGACAUGAUGACAAUUUACGUCCAGAAGGAGACUUUGAUCGUCCUGAGAAGACCCAAUUUCGACCAGCCGAGCGUCCAAAGCAGGUUCGCCCUGAGGAUAAUUUGAGACCAGAAGGAUCGUUUGAAACUCCAGAGAAACCGAAAUAUCAACCAGGUGAUAGACAGAAACCGAUUCGAAAUGAUGACAAUUUACGUCCAGAAGGAGAUUUUGAUCGUCCAGAGAAGACCCAAUUUCGACCGGCCGAGCGUCCAAAGCAGAUACGCCCCGAAGAUAAUUUGAGACCGGAAGGUUCAUUUGAAACUCCAGAGAAACCAAAAUAUUAUCCCGGUGAGAGACCGAAGGCGAUUCGACAUGAUGACAAUUUACGGCCAGAAGGAGACUUUGACCGUCCAGAGAAGACCCAAUUUCGACCAGCCGAGCGUCCAAAGCAGGUUCGCCCUGAGGAUAAUUUGAGACCGGAAGGUUCAUUUGAAACUCCAGAGAAACCAAAAUAUCAUCCAGGUGAGAGACCGAAGGCGAUUCGACAUGAUGAUAAUUUACGGCCAGAAGGAGACUUUGACCGUCCAGAGAAGACCCAAUUUCGGCCAGCCGAGCGUCCAAAGCAGGUUCGCCCUGAGGAUAAUUUGAGACCAGAAGGAUCGUUUGAAUCUCCAGUAAAACCAAAAUAUACACUUGGUGAGAGACAGAAACCUAUUCGACAUGAUGACAAUUUACGGCCAGAAGGUGAUUUCGAACGCCCGACAAAGGCUGAAUUUCAACCAGCCGAGCGUCCAAAGCAGAUACGUCCUGAAGAUAACUUGAGGCCAGAAGGAUCCUUCGAAACUCCCGAGAAACCGAAAUACAAACCAGGUGAGAGACAGAAACCAAUUCGCCAGGAUGACAAUCUUCGGCCUGAAGGAGAUUUUGAACGUCCUGAGAAAACUGCAUUCCGACCAGCCGAGCGUCCGAAGCAAGUGCGCCCAGAGGAUAAUUUGAGACCAGAAGGUGAUUUUCAACGUCCAGAGAAAACGCCGUUCAGAUCAACUGAGCGUCCACAACAGUUUCGUCCUGAAGAUAAUUUGCGAAUGGAGGGAUCAUUUGAGACUCCUGAGAAAACGGGAUAUCAACCAGGUGAAAAACCAAAACCUAUUCGACACGAUGAUAAUUUACGCCCUGAAGGUGAUUUCGAACGUCCUGAAAAAACUCAAUAUCGUCCAACAGAACGACCUAAGCAAAUUCGACCGGAGGAUAACUUGCGCCCUGAAGGGGAUUUCGAUCGCCCUCAGCCUAUGAUAGUUGGCAAAGGUGAGAGAUGUCAGAUCAUUCGUCACGAAGAUAAUCUAUGUUUAGAAGGUGAGUUCGUAAGAACGGAGAAAAGUAUUUUCAUUGCCGGCGAUCGUCCUAAGCCUAUCAAACCAGAUGAUAACUUAAAGCCUGAAGGAGAUUUUGAAACUCCAGAACGGCAACAAUAUCAGCCAGCCGAAAGACCAAAACAAAUUCGUCCUCAAGACAAUUUGAAGCCGGAAGGAGAAUUUGAACGACCACAUCAUGUUCCUAUGGGUGAAAUAGUUCGAUCACAAAUAGUUCGUCAUCAAGAUAAUCUGCAUUUGGAAGGCAACUUUGAACGCGUUGAAAAAACAAUUUAUAUUGCCGGAGAAAGACCCAAGCCUAUAAAACCGGGAGAUAACUUAAAACUGGAAGGAAAUUUCACUACUCCAGAAAAAGUGCCAUACCAACCUACUCAAAUACCUAAACAAAUCCGCCCAGAGGAUAAUCUUAAGCCCGAAGGCAGUUUCACAACCCCAGAAAAACCUGUUUAUCAACCCGGUGAACGUCAGAAACCUAUUCGUCAUGAUGAUAAUCUACAUCCUGAAGGCGAUUUCGAACGUCCUGAAAAAACUCCAUUUAGACCAGCUGAGCGUCCGAAGCAAGUUCGCCCCGAAGACAACUUGAAACCCGAGGGAUCUUUCGAGACACCUGAGAAGUUACCAUAUCAGCCUGCAGAAAUACAGAAACCCAUUCGUCAAAGUGAUAAUCUUCGCCCAGAAGGUGAGUUCGAUCGGCCGGAAAGAAUCCCGUUUCAACCAGCCGAGCGCCCAGAACAAAUACGCCCAGAAGAUAAUUUGAGACCUGAAGGAUCGUUUGAAACGCCUGAGAAACCAUUGUAUCGUUCAUCAGAGCGACCAAAACCAGUACGACCUCAAGACAAUCUACGUCCGGAAGGCGAAUUUGAUAGACCCCAGCCGGUUCACAUUGGUACAUUUGAAAGAUCUCAGAUUGUACGUCAUGAGGAUAAUUUACAUUUAGAAGGGACGUUUGAGCGUAAUGAGAAGACGGUGUACAUUUCUGGUGAACGCCCAAGACCCAUCAAGCCGGAUGACAAUCUGAAACCAGAAGGCGAUUUCGAGCGUCCAGAAAGAAUACCGUUCAUGCCCGCAGAAAAACCGAGACAAAUUCGCCCUGAAGAUAAUUUGAAGACUGAAGGUAAAUUUGAAACUCCUGUAAAAACACAAUAUCGAUCUGUUGAAAGACCAAAACCAGUGCGACCUCAAGAUAAUCUAAAACCUGAAGGUGAGUUCGAAAGACCUCAGCCAGAAAAAAUUGGCAAUGUAGAAAGAUCCAAAAUUGUGAAGCAUGAGGAUAAUUUACAUUUAGAGGGUACAUUUGAACGGACAGAAAAGUCUGUGUUUGUUUCGGGUGAAAGACCAGUGCCAAUUAAACCAAAUGAUAAUUUAAAACCAGAGGGUAUAUUCGAAACACCAGAGAAACAGCGAUAUCAACCAGGUGAAAGGCAAAAACCAAUUCGUCAUGAUGACAACCUACGUCCUGAGGGUGAUUUUGAACGCCCUGAGAAGUCUCCAUUCAGACCGGCAGAGCGUCCCAAGCAGAUUCGUCCAGAAGACAACUUGAGAACAGAAGGAUCAUUCGAGGCACCUAUGAAACCAAUAUAUCAACCCAGUGAAAGACAGAAACCGAUUCGUCAUGACGAUAAUCUACAUCCAGAAGGUGAAUUUGAGCGUCCCGAGAGAUCUCCUUUCCAAGCAGCUGAGCGUCCGAAACAGAUUCGUCCAGUAGAUAACUUGAAGCCUGAAGGAACCUUUGAGACUCCUGGUAAGCCAUUAUAUCAACCAGGUGAAAGGCAGAAGCCUAUCCGCCAUGAUGACAACCUACACACAGAAGGUGAAUUUUCACGACCUGAAAAACCCGCUUUCAAACCUGCUGAACGACCUAAGCAAAUACGUCCUGACGAUAAUUUAAAACCUGAGGGUAAAUUUGAAACUCCCGAGAAACCAAAAUAUCAAAAAGGAGAUAGGCCAUCACCGAUUCGCCAUGAUGAUAAUCUACGACCAGAGGGGCAGUUUGAACGUCCGCAAAAAUCGUCAUUCACACCUGCUGAGCGCCCGAAGCAAAUCCGCCCGGAGGAUAAUCUACGAUCACAGGGAGAAAUCAAUAUUCCAGAAAAGCCAAAGUAUCAUCCUGGAGAAAGACAAAAACCCAUUCGACACGAUGAUAAUCUUCGCCCAGAAGGACAGUUCGAAAGACCUGCAACCACACCCGUUUAUCGACCAGCUGAGCGACCGAAACAAGUAAAACCCAAGGAUAAUCUACUAAUUGAAGGAGACUAUCAAUCUUUGAAAGAAUAUAAAGAUCAGAAGCUUAAAAAGGAGGCUGAGAUCAAAGAGCUUCAUGAAGGAGGAAUUCUUGAUGGAAGUGUUCUUGUCACUACGCAAACAGUUACUACCAUUCUUAAGGGAGAAAAACCAAGAGCAAGCGGAAGAAAAGUCACGACAACGGAAACAAAAGAAGAAAGCAAUCAAUCACACACUAGUAAAGAACAACUUCAGCAAAUAUCAUCUUCUUCCCAUAUUUCCCAUGAUUCAUGCAAUAUGGAAAAGUUGGCUUCAAGUGCUACUGACUUACGAGAUCGACGAAUCGUUCACAACGUAACAGGGAAAGAUGUGCACGAAUCUUCGCAUUCAGCAGUCCAAAAUACUUCUACAAAAGCAAUAUCUUCAACACAGAAACAGUCUACUAAUACUACUUUGAAGCAAAUAGAUGAUAGUUCAACAACAUCGUUCCAAAAUCAUACCUCAAGCAAAACAGAUAAGUCAUCAUAUCGGAACUCUGGCCUAAUAAUGGAUCGUGGUGAAACUACUGAAUUAAAUGAAAGUGUUAAAAUACCUUCAUCAACUUCCCAUCAACAUUUUAGUGAAACCAACGUUGCAAGUGCAAGCAAUCGUGUUGUUAUCGACGGAAAAGUUGUUACUGAUAAAAUGGUUAGCCAGAGACAAGGAAUAGAAAAAGUAAUUGUGGAUGGAACAGUUAAAGUAGAUAAAUCAUUUAAUGAGAAAAUGUCUACUGGUAGUGAUGAGCGUUUCGAUUUGAAUGAAAAAACUACAGCUGUUCAGAACAAUCAGUCAACAACGGGCAAAUCUCUUACCAAUAAAGUACAGACAAGUAACAUUACUCAUGGAUCAUCUCAACAUGAUUCACAAAGAACAGUCGACAUGCCUGUCGUGCAGGCCUCGCAGAAGCAGGUGCGAAAAUUAAUUGGAGGAAAAUGGGUAACAAAGACAGUUACCGAAAAUAUUACUUCUAAUCAUGAAGUUCAAUCUGGAAAAGUAAUUAAAGAUUCCAAUGUAAACCAUCAACAUUCCAUUUCAAACACCGCCGUUGACAAUGAUCAAACUACUAACAAGUCCUCAACCACUAAAAUUUUAGGAGGAAAACUUGUUCAUAAACUUCAUAACGCAGACACUAUGCAAACUACUAAGACUACUAAAAUUCAUCAUCGUAGUAACUCGAAUAUAAUUUUAGGCGAUGAAAUUACAAAGCAGCAAAGUGCAACAACUAAAAUUAUCGGGGGGAAAUUGGUGCAAACAUCGUUGAAUGAUAGUAUCGGCAAUACGUCUACCGUAAAUGGCAAUAGUUCCGUAUCAGUAAAUAAUAUAAUUCACUCCGAAUCUUCAACUGCGAAGCAUUCAUCCAAAACGAGUAGUAGUUCCACGGCUCACGUUGAAUCGGUGCAAUCUUCAAAUGCUUCAACUCAAUCCUCAAAUGCACAGUUAACUUCAACAGACAAACAAUUCAACCGGAAGAGUACCUUUGCAUCAACUGAAAAUGUUAACAACGCAAUCCUUUGCCGUCAACAGCAAACAAAUGUUCAACCCAUCGGUAGCAGUAUGAGUGUUUCUGGUUCAAUUCAACGCAAGAGUAUUUCCAAUUUGAACGACAAUGCAAUGUAUUCUACGACUAAUCGCACCAGUUAUAGUUCGUUGCAUCGUCGUGAAAAAGAAUCUGUCGAUGCUAGGAUGCAAACGUAUCUGAAGACGUUGGAAUCGGGACCAAUCACAUCACGCAGCAAACUACAACCCUGUGCGCCUCCGACACUAACUUCUACAACGAAUGUAAGCACCAGCAGCGGUGUUAUCGGCCACCAUUCUAAUAUGCAGCAAAAUAAAACAUUGCGAGAUUAUCAAUCCGCAUUGAAUGUGACGAAAAGCUCCACCAAAGCGAAUGCUUCAAGUAUCUCAUUCGGGGAAGACAACAAGUUCCACGGUACUAGCUCAUAUAAAAUGCAAUAUGUUCAGCAAAAUGACGGUCGCUGUCCAGCCCAUACCAUAAACGACAACUUGAAAGUUUCAAAAGUCACUAAACAGCAUACUUAUUAUGUGCGUGAUCGAAGAUAAGUCACUACAAAAUUUUAAAAAAAAGAUAGUGACAGUGUGUAUUCUACUUCCUUCAAAAAGACUAAGCUCAGUUUCAGAACUAUAUAAUUCAAAUGAAAUUGUUAUAACUUGCUUUUCAUGCAGAAUAAACAAAGCGAAUGUUUCAGUUAUUUAAAAAAAACUGUUUUUUUUAUUCGAAUAUGUGAUAAGUGCAAUUUAGUUCGGAAAAUCCGUCUUUAUAUUUUUAGAGCUAAAAACCGAAUAAACAUAUUGGGUGAAAAAGCCGUAAUGC